AUGUUUAGCAAAUUUCAUGGGUGUGGUAAAUAUUUGAAUCCCAGUCGCAAUUUGAAUGUUCAACAGAAAAGAAUUUUUAAAUGUAUUAAAAAAUUGAAAUACACAAAUACAAAGCCUAAGGCGAUAGAAUAUUUUACAAAACUUGAAAUCGCAACAUUGUUUUUUCAGCCCAUGGCAGUGAUUUUACUUUAUUUCGGUUUAUCUUGGAAAUUACUUCAGUACACCUGCGAUAUAUCCAGUCUAUCCGAGCUUUCAAAUUCACUUCUUUGGCUAAUAAACAAGGGGGUUCCCCCAAAACGAUAUAUUAGGGAUAACUGA
Molecule: messenger RNA, 318 nt
Organism: Babesia microti strain RI
Lineage: Eukaryota; Apicomplexa; Aconoidasida; Piroplasmida; Babesiidae
Product: conserved Plasmodium protein, unknown function
Exons: 2
Coding region: 1-318 (105 amino acids)
Source: RefSeq, a predicted model, not a curated record